Solenopsis invicta (red fire ant) is the source of this 1043-nucleotide messenger RNA. RefSeq lists its product as uncharacterized. The coding region runs from base 66 to 740 and encodes 224 amino acids. Lineage: Eukaryota; Metazoa; Arthropoda; Insecta; Hymenoptera; Formicidae. The transcript has 3 exons. The record is from RefSeq and is a predicted model, not a curated record.
GCCACGCCUCUUACCGCGCAUCGAGCCGCCGACGAUGCGCGUUGUUUCACCUUGUUUCUUACAUCAUGGUUCUCGCGAUCGUUGUUCGCGAGAUCAUGGUUCUCGCGAUCGUUGUUCGCAAGAUCAUGGUUCUGACGAUCGUCAGUCGCGAGACCAUAGUUCUUGCGAUCGUCGUUCGCGAGAUCGUGGUUCCCGUGACCGUCGUUCGCGAGAUCAUGGUUCUCGCAACCGCCGUUCGCGAGACCAUAGUUCUCGCGAUCGUUGUUCGCGAGAUCAUAGUUCUUGCAACCGUCGUUCGCGAGAUCAUGGUUCCCGCAACCGUCGUUCGCGAGAUUAUGGUUCUCGCGUCCGUCGUCCGCGAGAUCAUAGUUCUCGUGAGCAUCGAUUGCGAGAUCAGAGUUCUCACUACCAUCGUUCACGAGAUCAGAGUUCUCACCAGCAUCGAUCACGAAAUUAUAGUUAUCAUGACAGUCAGUCACGAGGUCACGGUUCUUACGAUCGUCGGUCACGAGAUUAUAGUUCUUAUAGUCAAGAUUGGAACAAAAAAAAAUAUGUAUCUCGAAAAUUGCAAAAACGCUUUUCGCAUAGUAAUCAAUCGGGUGGUCGAAACAAUUACUAUGAUGCUGCUGAACGAUCGAAAUACAACAAAAUAUUACACACGUGGGACACGCGCCGGGAAAUGGGUCCAAAUGAGGAAAGAACGAGUAUUAAAACACUUGGUUAAUGUUCUAAGUAAAUAGAAGAUAUGGAGUUGAUUAGAAGUUGCUAAUAAAAAAUGGGUCUCACAAAAUAAAAAAGUCGAAGAGGCAACCAGGCAUAUUCAAGUCACAAUGAGCGAAUGUCCAGAUUUAUUUUUUUUUGUUUUACGUUUGAAGUUUAUUUUUUGUUUUACGUUUUAAGUUUUGAGAAAAAAGUUUAGACUGAAAUAUAAUUUCACUAAUUUCUGUAAAGAUAAAUACAAUUAUAAUAAUAUAAUUUGUUUGAAAAGAUAAAUACAAUUAUAAGAACUACCUAUAAAUAAAUAAAAAUUUUUAUAUAUAAAA